UCCAGCUGGGUGUGUGCAUGAAAUGUUUCAUGUAAAAACAAUUUUGGAAUAAUUUUUGUCAGACUUUUCUUCAAAAUUCGCGAGUUUUCUCGGAAAAUCUAUUGGAAAAUUGUGAAAGUGUUUAAUAGGAUUUUGCAGUGUCCCAUCUUAGUGGCAAGAUGAUAAAUGUAACAGUGAAGACUCUGGACUCCCAGAAUCAUCAAUUUUCAGUUGAUGACGAGAUUACAGUGCGUCAGUUCAAGGAACACAUUGCCGAGAAGGUGAAUGUCGAAGCAGACCUCCAGAGGAUCAUAUACUGUGGGCGUCUACUCAAAGAUGAGAAGUUCCUGCGGGAAUAUGAUGUUAAUGGGAAAGUCGUCCACCUGGUUCAACGUGCUCCACCCACUACUGUUCCAACUACGAGCACAACUGAGACUCCGCCACAGAAUCGUUGGAGGGUGCGGAAUCUCAAUGCACGGAGUCCACUCAUCAGGGCAAUAGAUGGAAUGGUUCUGGGGGCAAUGGCUAUCCCCAUGAAUGCCAGCAAUGGGGCCCCUCAAGCUCCGGCUCCGUCACUCAACCCAUCUUCCACGCUGUGCAUGAAUCGCAUUACAGUGGCUCGUCACAUGUUGGAGUGCGCCAAUAAUAUUGCGCGCUUCCUGGAGAAUCCCGAGGGGCGUUCUCGUCCGCAGGGGCUCAAUAACGCCGCUAUGGAGGAUUUGGCGCAACAAUCCUUGGAGUCAACUGUCUUCGAGGUGGGCAUUUCAGCGGUGGGUGAGAUGGACAUUCCGCAGGUGCAGAUGCAGAACCUCAUGCACGCCUUUCAGGGGGCUGUCACGGCGGCAUUGCGUCAGAAUGGUGUACCCAAUAUUCGUGUAAUGCAACCCGGUGCACAGCCGGGUAGUGGCGAGAGACCAGCUGAAGCAGUGCCGUCAGUGCAGGUUCCCGAAGCAGCAUCCGGAGAAGAUGCAGCAGCAACAGGAGAUGCAGCUGCAGCAACAACCAGACCACAGUCAAGCAGCACCACUGAAUCGCCCUCAUCUCAGAGCAGUCCUACAGCUGGUGCAGAGGGUGCAGCUGCUGCCCCGGGGCAACGUCCGCGGCAGCAGACAACACGUACGCAAGUCUUGGCGACGGUUGUGCAGCAAAUGCGUGACGUUCAAGCGCGUCUGGAGCCUUUUGUUCAGCAAUACUACGACAUCCUUCAGAAUGAUCCGACCUACGAGACAGAGGAUGAACGGAACACAGCUCAGCGUGUCUUUGAUCAUGUCUCAGAGGCUUUUCAUUACAUUUCGCAUGCUCAACAUGCAAUUAGUGAUUUGAUGUUGUGCCUCUCCUCAACCACACCACGUCAUCUAUGCUGUAGACCAAUUCUCGUGGAGCAGAGUGCGUUCGUUAGUUCGGAGUUUACAGUACCGGCUAAUUUGGCCAAUGUUACACGUCCAAAUGGCAAUAACAACGAGACAGCAGCAGCUACUGGGGUUGCUGUUCCUCAGAAUACCGGCCAAGGGGAGAAUAAUAACGCCUCCACUAUGCAGCAGCAGCAGCAGGAAGGUGAUCAGCAGCGAGGCAACAACGAUGGCCCACAGGCUGCUGCUCCAUUGAGACCAGGUGGUGCCCCACAGUCAGCAGAGGCAGCAACAGACGACGGUCGCAUGCCCAGAGCAUCAGGAAAUCAAGAACUCCAAAUUGCUCGAAUCAUCCAGGCGGUCGUUAAUACGGCCCCCGUGGAUGCUGACCUCCAAGUUGAGAUAAAUCCACCCCAAAGUUCAGCAUCGACAAGCAAUCAACCGAGUACAGCAACAACAACUGCAGCAACAUCUUCCAAUGCAACUCUAACGCCAAAUGAAUGGACCAUAAAUGUUCAUUUGGGGGACAUUGGGUUGGGGAAUGUGAUUGGUGGUGGAUUGAAUCAGGUGCCGCGUGUCACGACGGUCACAUUGCCAACAACAUCAACGCAAACACGCUCAACGGCACGCCAGCAGAUGCACACGGCCAACAUCCCGGCAGCACAGAUGCGCAACUUCCGUCCGGCUUCGGGGAAUUUAUUCUCCGUCUUCGAUCGCUUCCUGCCGUGCAAUAGUCACCAUAUUUGGGAUCGCAACGGUCCACAGGGUGCUGAACAGCGUGCCCGUGCUAAUCAAGCUACGCAGGCACAGAAUCAGGCAACACAGAGCGGUGGGAUUGAAGUCACGCAGGCAGAUGCGCCGCAUGUCGGGCAUAUUGGUCAGACACUACCAUCCGCUGCACUUCGUGCAAUCCGGCAGAUGGAUUCAACCACAUUCGCUGAUUUACUUGAUCCACCCCUAAAUCCCGACAUGAUAAAUGAAAUUUAUCCAUAUCUCCAGGCUUUUGUGCAUGAUACCUUCUUCAAUGGGACAACUGUGUCGGAGGAGAGUACAGCACAGGCUGUUGAUGUCUUUUUGAGAUUCGUAGAGUACAUCCUGGAUAUUCUUCCGCGGUCAGAUGACUCAGACUACGACGCUAGGGCGUCAAUUGAGAAUCUCCUGCGAAGUACACUUCCACGGGCAUUUGAGAUAAUCCUUUCGGAAUAUUCUGCGGAUUUUGGGGGUCGUUUUUUGAGAUUUUUCCGACAUUUCUGCGAAAAUUUCUGCCGGAUUCUCCUUUUGUGCUUUAGCCAAGCUCGAUCCAGGCGAUUUGUGGAAGAAAUGAGAUAUUGGCCCCUGCCCAAUGUGGAACGCAUACAGGUGUUCCGUGAUCAACUUUUUCGGGAGAUUCAACGGAUUAUUGAGCAAAUGCGUGAUGUGGGGACGCAUGAUGAGCGUAGGGAGAUGCGUGAGCAGGUUCAACCAUAUCUUGUGAUACGUGGACGAGCACCCCCGGCUGAAAGGUCAUGUGUGGGGCAACAGAGGGCACAAGAGCAACCACCAGAGGAACCAAUGGAAACGGAUGAGGUGAUUAUUGAGGAGCCGAGUCAAAGUCAAUCUUCGAUGAGUGUCGAUGCUGAGCCUCCGGUGGAAAUUGAACCACAACCAUGGCAUAGACAUUUCCCAUCUGAUUGGAUUCCCAUUAUAACGCAAGAUGUGCAAAAGCAGCGAAGACAGCCUGAACAGCAAGCCUUUUCCGAUGCCUACCUAAUGGGAAUGUCGUCAAAGAGGCGUAAACUGAUUGCCAGCGCAAAACCCCCAGCUGAUGUUCAGGAGGUUCUGAGUGAGGGCGUAAGGCAGGCUAUCAAAGCAACAGGCCUCACGUGCGCCAGCCAAACAUCCGUUGAUGAUGUUUCGCGUGCAAUUGCAACAGACUCAAAUGUUCAAUCAUCGUAUCAAGAUGAAAUGAAGCAGAGACUACAGAAUCAGGCUGAAAAGCAUCCGGACUACAAGAGAGAUCGUUUCCCAUAUAGUUACAAAUAUUUCAAAUAAUCCCUUUUUGACGAAAAAAAAAAAGGAUUUAAGCGGGGAAAGGGAUUUGUUGGGCUAUAUACUAAAAAGAAAUCCUUAAAAUUGACUAAAAAAAAACACAAAAAGAUAUGACACGUGAGCAUGACUGGAUGAAGUUGAAAGAAUGAAUGAACAUACAGUAUAAUCAAUCAUAUUAAACUGUAAUAACAAUAUUUUCUUGUUAUGCUUUUUCCAUGUAUAAGUUUUCUUUAAAAAAAAACCUUUUUUUUAUUAUUUCCCAUCUUGUCCUAAAGAAUUUAAUAUUUGUUGCAUUUCACCCCUUUUCCCCUACAUAUUGCUUAUUAAAAUAUGAUAUUAAACAAUUUUUUUUGUUUGUUUGGGUCAUGAGAGAUCGUUGAUAGUGAGUUAUAAAGAGAAAAGAAGACUUGUCCAAGUCAAAGAAAGUAAAUAAUUUUGCAAAACUAAAUUAUUUUGAGUUGAAAAAUAAUUAGGAAUAAUGAUGGAGGUGUAAGAGGAAAGGAAAUGUAGAUGUGAGAGCAAAGAUAAACAUUUUAAAUUUUAUGAAAUAAAAUAUUCUUUUAGCUCCCUCA
Lutzomyia longipalpis is the source of this 3928-nucleotide messenger RNA. Its product is annotated as large proline-rich protein bag6-B. The record is from RefSeq and is a predicted model, not a curated record. NCBI's taxonomy places the organism in Eukaryota, Metazoa, Arthropoda, Insecta, Diptera, Psychodidae. Gene Ontology annotation, molecular function: polyubiquitin modification-dependent protein binding; misfolded protein binding. Gene Ontology annotation, cellular component: BAT3 complex.